Stegastes partitus (bicolor damselfish) is the source of this 1812-nucleotide messenger RNA. RefSeq names its product polymerase (DNA directed), gamma 2, accessory subunit (gene polg2). Gene Ontology annotation, biological process: mitochondrial DNA replication. Lineage: Eukaryota; Metazoa; Chordata; Actinopteri; Pomacentridae. The record is from RefSeq and is a predicted model, not a curated record. The coding region runs from base 16 to 1377 and encodes 453 amino acids. Gene Ontology annotation, cellular component: mitochondrion; cytoplasm. The transcript is spliced from 8 exons.
GCCAGCACCUCCAUCAUGCUAACUCACCCUGUCAGACGCGUCCUGUCAAGGCGUUUAUCCGUAAUAAAAACCAAACAAUCCACCAGGAGAUGCUGCAGUUCAUCCUCCAUUGAGGAUGUGGACCAGGCCGGGACGCUGCUGCAGCUCUGCGUGGACAGGCACUAUGUUUCCCCCGGACAGCCUAACGUGGAGCUGUUCCAGCGGGGGAUGUGCUGCAGCUACGGGCCUCUGGGCACGGAGCUGAGGAGGAACCUGCUGGAUCAGUGGUGGCACUCGGUGACCGGGUCCAGAGCUCAGGUGUUUGGGUUAAACACUCUGAGCAGCAGCAGCAGCAGGGACAGAGCAGCAGAUGGAGGAGGACAACUGAGGAUGGUCGAAUCUGAACAUUUAAAACAAUUGCUGGACCGACAGGAGCUGAGCAAAGAGCAACUCAUCCAGGAGGUGCGCAUGCUCCUGCAGAGGUCUCCAUCUGUGAGAACAAACUUACUUCAAGGCGCCUUGGAGCAGUUUGUCCCUUCUAUGGAGCUGGUGAACAGGAAGCUGCCGUUUGGACUGGCAGAGACGGGUCUGUGUUUGCAGCCUUCACGUGGCUCUGGUUGCCCAGCUGAGGUCACCCAGACUUCUCUGGUGUGGUUCUGUUCACCUCGCACCUCUUCCCAGUGGCUGGAUCACUGGACACGCCAGAGGCUGAGGUGGUGGAGGAAAUUUGCCCGGUCACCGUCCGACUUCAGCAGUAGUGAGGUCCCAGAGGAGGAACUGGAAGAGCCAGCAUCUCGUGGUGUGAGGAUCAUUUAUCAUUUCCCGUGGGGACCGGAGUCGCUGGAGACUCUGUGGAGUCGUGGAAACUCUGAGCUGCUGCACACACACCAGGGAGUCCGCUCCAAGCUGCAGCCUCGGGGCGGACAAAAGUCGAUUCCUCAUGUCGUCUCUGUAACCGGGAACAUGGACCGCGGCAUGAUGGCUUUUCUGUCCAACUCACUCCAGCAGCUGAAGAGAGAAGACAGCAAACAGAGGCUGCAGCAGAGAAGGGUUCUGAAGUUGCAUCCAGUGUUGGCUCCAGUCAAAGUGGCUCUAGACAUCGGUAGAGGAGCAACUGUGGAGAUGAGACGGGUUUGUGAGGGCCUUCUGCAGGAAUUCCUGGAAGCUAACAUCUUGGCGUGGCCCGGAUAUCUUGACACUGCGCAAACAUCAAUGGAGCAGCUGAACACCAAGUAUGAUGAGAUGGGAGUUCUCUUCACUGUGGUGAUCGGUGAGAACACGUUGGAGAGCGGCCUCCUUCAGGUCCGCAGCAGAGAUACAACCAUCAAGGAGACCAUGCACAUCUCUGAAAUCCGGAACUUUCUAUCCAGAUACAUCUCUGCAGCUGACAACAUCUGAAUGUACUUUUUGUUAUUUAGGCAAAAAAGGGCAUUAAUAUUGUGCUUUUUCAGUUUUGCAUCCCUUCUAGAUACAAAAUACUGGGACCUCUACAUGUCAGGGCCUUACGUGUGCAGAUUAAUUGUUUAAACUACAUCUUCCCCGAUUGAACUCAAAGUUGUGGAUGUUUACAUACUUGUGUUAACCUAAAUAUGAAGGCUAUUUUGUAAUAAGCUGUGCUCACACUCACAUGUACCCCCCAGUUCUUACUGGACAUAACUUAAGAGACUCAGUCAUCCUACAGCCUCCUUUGAGUUCAUUCGUGGAUAUAUUAAAUCUUUGAUCUGCAUGUAAUCAGGUCUGUCUUAACAGUGGCAGUCACACCGUGUCAAGUUUUUGAAUAAAAGUUUCUGUCUCAUUUUCUAUUAAAUAUGAAGAAUGUAUCUUUAAUAUUUA